GGUAUAUAACCAAGUGAUUCGGAAAGUCUGCUUCAAAUAGUAGACAACAAUGCGGCUUCAUUUACUUCUAGUAUUUUGUCCAAUUGUUUUAGUGUUACUACCGAUUGCUUAUUCAUGGAGUGGGAAUUUUUGCAAUCGACUCAUUUGUGGCUGGAGAUACGAAUGGAGAUGCGUCUAUAGAACCUGGAAUGCAUGCUGUGGAUGGAGGAGGGUAAAGGUCAACUAUUACUAUUAUCAAUAUUUCUGUUGUAACGGUUGGACUACAACUACCUACCAAAACUGUAAUAGAGCGAUUUGUACACCACCGUGUGGAAAUGGUGGACAAUGUACAUCACCUGGUCAGUGUAACUGUACAGAUGGAUGGACAGGCAAUCGCUGUUAUGGAGCUGCAACAUGCUCUUAUGAUUUCCCCUGCUAUCCAGGCGACUGUCAGGGACUUAGCGGUACUGGAUCAUGUGUCUGUUCUUCGGAUUUUUCUGGAAGUACUUGUUUGACAGUCCAAGACGAAUUAUUGAAGCCAACAAUAAAUCGCUGCAAUGCAACAUUCACGUUUCAUGACUACUCAAAAAAUAUGGAUAUGUAUAGUUAUUUUGGAGAUGCUACAGAACUGGAUGAAACUUAUACUCUCUGGUCAAAUCAAAAAGACUUUAAUAUUUUGGACAUGAUCAUUGAAGUUCAAUAUGACACAGAGUAUGAUGGUUCUCAAUUUUUGCCAGACUAUGUGUCAAACAUGACACUUGGAGUCAUCAGCGCUAAAGUGGACACAGAACAUUUCAAAUUAGGUCCAGGUGGUGUGGAAAGUCUCGAGAAUACUGUAACAUAUCCAUGCGCUGGACUUUCUAGUGAGGAUCCGAUUAGCAAUCGAGUUAUAGUAUGUAAGAUGGAUGGUACAAAUAACUUCAGAGUUGAUUCAGCAGACAGGUUUGUGUUAACAUUUAGUGCUACUGCUGGAGGAUUUCGAAAACUGAAAAAUCAUCAAACAAAUGUUGUAUAUUCUCCACAGUAUUACACCGAAAAAACUACGUCAAAUAAAAUUGAAUUUAAAUUUGACUACGAAAGCCCAAUUCAUUGCAUUGAAGACAGCGAACCAUGCUCCGAUAAACCAUUACAUGUCUCACAAGAUAUUACAAAGAACAGCAUAACUCCAAGAUGGGAUGGUUGGAAAGAUGAGUUGUCUCAGGUUGUGAGGUAUUCCAUUGAAGUUUGGAAAAUGGAAUAUAGCAAGGACUUUGAUCACCUAAGAGAGCCUUUGAUAACACAAACAACAAAUCCGAUUCCUAUUUUUAUUCGAGAGGUAAACGUGACCAAUACCAAUACCAUUCAAUAUCCAUUAUUUUCACCAACAGAACCUGGAGUGUAUUCAUGUAUUUUGGAAGUCAGUGAUAGAGCAAAUAAUACGCGAUACGCACGAAGAUUUGUUUUAUUUGAUAAAACAUCAACAUUAACAACACAAAACGAAAACCCUAUAAAAUGCACUACUGCUUCGUCGUCAACUGGUUAUACAUGGCAAACUAACGGGGACAAAACUGUAAAAAUAACGUGGAAAAACCAUUUCAUUAAUACUGUACAUGCAGACGGUCAUUUUCUUAGUCCAGUAGGGCAAUAUGUGGCGCGAUUAUAUGAUGGUGGUCGCAGAAAUGACUACAAGAACAUUGAGAACAAAUUUGACGAUUACGAAGGGAAGAUGAAUAGAAAUGGAAUUAACAACAUUAAUGGUAUAGUAAAGUUUGAAUUUGCCUAUCAAUCGCCGUUUUCAAACGUUUCUAAUUUAAGUUGGACGGAUCUAGGUUUAUUUGAGAAUAUCAUAUUGACGUUACCAAGUAGUAAUGAUGGAUUUUCACAAAUGUUUUGGGUUCGUUCAAUUGACGCAAUUGGGAAUACUAAAGAAGAUACUGCAGUCGUUUAUUUUGAUGCUUCAUCACCUUCAAUUGGUCUUCCGAUUAUGGAUUAUAAUGUAGAAAAUGGACGAUACAACUUUUCUAGCAAGCAAGUAUUUAUGAAUAAGAGGAUGGAGUAUGAGUGGCAAUGA
Mytilus trossulus (common blue mussel) is the source of this 2029-nucleotide messenger RNA. RefSeq lists its product as uncharacterized. NCBI's taxonomy places the organism in Eukaryota, Metazoa, Mollusca, Bivalvia, Mytilida, Mytilidae. The transcript is spliced from 9 exons. The coding region runs from base 50 to 2029 and encodes 659 amino acids. The record is from RefSeq and is a predicted model, not a curated record.